GCUGUGUGAGGUGAGUAGGGAUGCAGCAAAGGUGAGAAAUGACAACCAGAAACGGACAUUAGUCAAAUAUACUGUUUAUUCAUGACAUAGUUUGCCUCAUACAGUGCAAUAAUAGGUAGCUGACGGAGGAGCCAGAAGGUAUUUAUACAUUGCCGGUAAGCUAGUCAGGCCACCCCAGCUGACAGAGCACGUCCGUAGGAGAGGAAAGCUCCAUCUGCUACCAUGGGGAACAUUUUUGGCAACCUCCUAAAGAGUCUUAUAGGAAAAAAGGAGAUGCGGAUUUUGAUGGUUGGUCUGGAUGCAGCUGGGAAGACCACAAUCCUGUAUAAACUGAAGCUGGGAGAGAUAGUUACAACAAUUCCCACCAUCGGUUUUAAUGUGGAGACAGUGGAGUACAAGAACAUCAGUUUCACUGUGUGGGAUGUGGGUGGUCAAGAUAAGAUCAGGCCUUUAUGGCGACACUACUUUCAGAACACACAGGGUCUUAUAUUUGUGGUGGACAGCAAUGACCGUGAGAGAGUGAAUGAAGCCAGAGAAGAGCUGAUGAGGAUGCUAGCUGAAGAUGAACUGAGAGAUGCAGUGCUACUUGUCUUCGCCAACAAACAGGACCUGCCAAAUGCAAUGAACGCAGCAGAGAUCACAGAUAAGCUUGGCCUUCACUCUCUCCGUCAUCGCAACUGGUACAUCCAGGCAACCUGUGCCACCAGUGGCGACGGUUUGUAUGAGGGGCUGGACUGGCUGGCCAACCAGCUCAAGAACAAGAAGUGAAGUGGACCGGAGGAAGAAGAAUCUUGAGCUGCAGCUCAUCAAGGAGCACCAGAGGGUUGGAGUUUCUUUUAUUCUGUUUACAAGAUGAGAGUGGAGAGAUCAGGCCAACGCAGAGUUUUACUGUGCAGCCUGGGCUCCACUCUUCAGUGCUUUCUCACUUUGUAAAAAUGUCACUUUAAACCCCUCUCCCAUUUUGAUGAAUCUUCUACAGCAGUAAUCACUAAAAGAUAGGUAGCACAUCCCCAUGACUUUAACAUUUUAUCUAGUGAGAAAGUUGCUUAGCUCUUGUGUGAAUUGGAGUGAUCCGGUUAUCAUAUUCUGGGCUUCUUAUUUAUUCACCCUGUAAAUGUGUAAAACACUAUGAAGGGAUGAUAAAAAUUCUCUGGCUUUUAUUAUUACUGUGGCAUAUAGUAAUUAGUGUUAAAUGCAGGUCAUUUAAACUAUCGUAACACUGCCCUAGUGGCUCAAAACCUUGUUCCUAAUGGCUUAGACCUUAUUUUCAUAAGGUUUUAAGUGUGGGAAAUAAAUUGUGAAAUGUUGUUGAUCGAUUCCAGAAAUAAGGCUCGGAUUAUUAGAGAAUUUCAGAGGUGUGCUGUGACUUGAGGAAUGCUAGACUCAAAUGUGUUCCAAUGUGUUUCAAUUUUAUAUGUUUUUGCUAGAGUAAUGCUGUGGAGAUUUUACAGUAACACACUGUUUUAUUAGCAUUUAAGUCAGUGGUGAAAGUUGUAGAGAGUGGCAAUAGUACUUUGGCUGCCUGUACAUAUAGCCCAGGUCCUUGAGCAGGCCUCAGUCCUCUGUGAGCAAACAGAUGAUAUGGUCACUGCUCUUUUGUCUUUGCACGUACACAUUGCCUUGACUGAAUGGUAGUUUGUGCACUGUUGUGGGGGUUGCACAGACUAUGUUGUAGUGCACUACCUGAGGUGCGCUUUUGUGAUGUAGUGCACUAAAUGAAGAACAUACAGUGACACUUUACUGUAGGGCAUUGUUCAUAGUGCUACAUCACACCUACGUAAGCCCUUACAUGACAACUGAAAUACUACAUUAACAUUUCUGAACACUCAGUCCAGUAUGUGUCAUUUUCAGACAGGUUGCAUUUGCCAAUUUGGAUGUCAAGUAGACCUAACAUCUGUGUAAGGUGAUGUAAUCAUGACACUUUCUGUGGUGAAAUGACAGGCUUUGUAGCUCUGUGUAUGUCACGGUGUCAUAAUAAUGAUAAUAUGAUGUAGCUUGCCAAACCAGGCUGGUUGAACAAAAGUCAGCAUCUUCUGUGAUGUAAAGUGAGUUUCAUUUUAUUAUUCAGUAAAUUGUUAGAACACGUUAUUUCACCCCAAAAAUUGUCAUGUCAGAAAAAAAAAUCAGUCAUCUGACAUUAAUGUAAUGUCACCAUGGCGUCAAAGUUGACAAAAGCAGCGUUUGUGACAAAUGAAGGCUAAAUAGAAUAAGCCAUUAUAAAUCUUUGUAUAGUUAUGUGUCAGUUGUUAUGACGAGCUAAUGUGGGUGUUAUGUAGUCUUAUGAACACAGCACUACACUAAAGUGUUACCGAACAUGCCUGGUGUGGUCCUUACAAUUCUAUAACAAGAUAGCUGUAUUUGUACACCUCAGUGAAAGGAAUUUGCUGCUCUUGCAUGAUGUCUGUCAUGGUAGUGUGAUCUGUCUUGCUGUAUUUGUUGCAUGUGUGUAUUAGAUGCUGUGCAUUGGCCUUAAUAGCAGGGCAGGAGUAGCUCUCUGUAGCUCUUUGACUGGUAGGUGUUUCAGACAUUUAUAUUUCCUAGAGUAUCCGUACAGUAGUGGAGACUGAUUCUAAGGCACUCUAUUCAUUAGGGCUGCAAGAUUUGGACAAAGUACUGCACACUUAAAAAAGAUGGUGCUUCAAGGG
This is a messenger RNA of Colossoma macropomum (tambaqui), 2645 nucleotides long. RefSeq names its product ADP-ribosylation factor 3a (gene arf3a). Gene Ontology annotation, biological process: intracellular protein transport; vesicle-mediated transport. The record is from RefSeq and is a predicted model, not a curated record. Gene Ontology annotation, molecular function: GTPase activity; GTP binding. The transcript is spliced from 5 exons. Gene Ontology annotation, cellular component: cytoplasm; plasma membrane. Bases 223 to 768 code for a protein of 181 amino acids. Lineage: Eukaryota; Metazoa; Chordata; Actinopteri; Characiformes; Serrasalmidae.